UUUCGGCUGCUGCAGCCACAAUUCAGUACAGUUUUCAGUUUCAUUGUGAAAAUGUGCGUGGCUGCGAAUAGCGAAAAGUUAAGAGAAUUUGAGUGCGCGCAAUAAUUGAAAAUAAUAAUUUCUUUGUUAUUCCGCGAAAGUACUACUCCCAACUUGCACUGGAAAAAGUGAAAUCACUUUGCUUUUGUCUUUUUGAAAAUGCACAAUAAAUUGUGAAAAUAAUAUUACGAAAAGUUGUUGAUAAUUAAGUGGAGAAAGUGAAGUCUCAACAAAUAAUAUGAUUUGGGAAAGAAAAGGAAAUUAAUUAUGGUGUUUAGUAAUUGAAAACACUUCAUCACAAUUAAUCCACAAAGCGAUAUUCUAAGUGCAACUUUUUCAUUGCCUCUUGUUGUUUAUGCUAGCAGCAGCUGAGCUAAUAGCAAUUUCAGUUUAUCAACAAGCAGCAAGGAAGCAGGCACAUACAUACACACGCAUAUAAAUCAAACAAAACAAAAGCAACAACAAAAACAGCGCUAAGGAAAUUUAUUUAUUUCACACCGAAUGGGUGGCGGUGUUGUAUUUCUAAUUGUCGUGCCGACAGCGAAUUUCGAACGCGAGCUCAUUUAUGGCUUCUCACCAGUUGGCAACAAUGAAUUGCCACCGCCGGCACCGUCACAUCGCGCACCAUUACCGCCAACCAGCGCCGCCACCGUCACUACAGCAGCUGGUAAUAAUAAUCUGAACAUCAAUCUUCCGGAGAACAACAACAACGGCGUGCUACGUCUCGAAGUAGAGCUACGUGAUAAGCAUGCACCGAAGUAUAAGCGCGGCAUGGGACGCGGAGUUGGCGGUAUGGGUGCUGGACGUGGCCAAGUUGGUGGUGGUGGCGGCGGCUUUGCAGGUGGACCAGUUGUAGGUGGAAGACGUGCAUCACCAAAGGCAGCGGAUGAUAAGAGUGCAAUGGUGCCACUAGAAAAGGUGCUCGAGGAGCUACUAACCAAACUGGAAAUCGAGCAUGUCACUUGGACAACAAGUCGUAAGGGCUACUUUCAUCACGUUGUCUUUCCGCUGCCAUCGGGCGAGCCAUGCGAGACGACGCUGCACUGUCUAACACAACUGGGCAUCGGUACGAAAUUAAAUUCCAGUGUAAGCAUCAUACCGUGCAGUGUCACUUACGAUGCGCUCAGCGAUGCUGUCAACAAGGAUGACUACAGUGACGAUCCCACCGCCGAAGAGCUAUCCAAAUGGAAUGCCUUUGUCGAAUCAAUUAAAUCGAAACUAACCGUGAAACAAGUGGUCGAUGGCGUACGUUCUGGUGGUUCGUUGUCGUUCGAUUAUCUGCUCUUGAUUGUGACCGCUGACUCCUUGGCCGCUUUGGGCUUGAUUGAGAAUAGUGCAACAAAUAUUGUCGCUGCCAUGUUAGUUUCACCACUCAUGGGUCCCGUAAUGGCGAUUACUUUUGGAACAAUUAUUUCAGAUCGGCAAUUAGUUCGCACUGGUUUCAUAACGGUCGUUACUGGCAUGUUUAUAUCGAUACUAUUCGGUUUUAUUUUUGGCUUACUUUUGGGUACAACCGAAAUGCCUUGGGGUUCGGGUGAUUGGCCAACAGAGGAAAUGAGUAGCAGAGGCAACUCACGCUCCUUGUGGAUGACCAUUUUUUGGGCGCUGACAUCGGGCACAGGUGUGGCUGUGGCUUUGCUACAAGGCGCCGCGGGGCCGCUGAUUGGCGUUGCGAUUUCCGCUUCACUGCUGCCGCCAAUGGUAAAUUGUGGUCUCUAUUGGGCAUUGGCUUGCAUUUGGCUUAUAUAUCCUGGCAUACGUAUACCACACUUGAAAGACGAACCGUUGAACGGCACCACUGCGUAUCCAUUUCUCUACACGAAUUAUUUACCAACGGAAUUUUUCAUUAAUGGCAUUAUAUCUUCGCUGCUAACGGUUAUUAAUAUAAUUUGUAUAUUCAUUACGGCAAUUAUUGUUUUGAAGAUCAAAGAAGUUUCGGCACCCUACACUGCAAGUCCGGAUUUGAAACGUUUCUGGGAGACCGAUUUACGUACAGUGCGAAAAACGAAUCGUUCGACAAUACGACGCGGCAAAGGUGGCUAUGGCGACAGUGGCGCUGGUGGUGCUUUUAGCGAGUUGGGUUUAUCCGGCUACAAGGGUCUGGAUGAGCCACGCAGUCGCGAAUUGGACACCGUGCUGGAGCAGGCAUUGAAGGAGGCCGAGGACGAUGCCACAUUCAAGAAGGUCAAGCGCAUGAGUUACUCCAGCAAUGCGGCGGGUGGUGAGCUACCACAACGUUUGGCACGCAUGGCUGGGCUCAAUCUACGCGAACCAACUGGCGGCGACUACAGCAACUCGCCGUUUGGCAGUCGCGGUGGCAGCCGCAUGAAUUCCGUGCGCAACUCAAAAGUGCAAGUCGACCUGAAGGCACUCGACAAGCUUGUAUCUAAUCUGCUGGAACAGCACACAGCGGCUGUCAAGAGCGGCGGUGCCGGCACAUCGAACGCACGCGGCACACAGCCACAUCAGCGCAAAACCUCAGUGAAAUUAAAUCGUUGGCGUCCCACAUCACGUUCGGCGCAUUCCUUCAAAACAGCCGAUAGUGGUGUGGCGGGACGCAGUGGUGGUGGCAACUUUGACACGGAGCUAAGGAGUGCACUGGGAGGCCUGGGUGGUAGUUUGGGUGCCAAUGCGAUGCCUACCAUAAUGGAGACGGGCAUCGGGGGAUCAACGCAACGCAAUAGCAUUGGAGGCGGCGUCGGCGGUGGAGGUGGUGGAGGUAGUGAUACUGGUGGUGGUGGCCAUAGUUGGUCGUCUUCGCUGGAGCGGAAUGCACGCGCUGCACGAAAUGUACUCGGUAACAUAGCGAAUGCGCCACAGCGGCGCAGUCAGUCCGCAAAUGAUGAGGAAACAUUAAAUUUGACAAAGAACUAUGUGCAGUGAGGGAAGAGUUGGCGGCAAAAAAUAUUGACGAACAUAGUCAAUUUGUCUUUCGGACAAAAAUCGAAUAUAUUAUUGUUAUUUUUGUUGUUAUUUAUUAGUAAUUAAUUAGAAAUGCAAUAAAAAUUAAAUUUCGCAAUUAGCAUGAAA
Molecule: messenger RNA, 3069 nt
Organism: Zeugodacus cucurbitae (melon fly)
Lineage: Eukaryota; Metazoa; Arthropoda; Insecta; Diptera; Tephritidae
Exons: 13
Coding region: 541-2922 (793 amino acids)
Source: RefSeq, a predicted model, not a curated record